CGGCAACGGGCUGAGGCGGCGUAGAAGGACGGUGGCAAUGGAAGACCUGGGGGAAAACACCACUGUUCUGUCUUCCCUGAGAUCACUGAACAACUUCAUUUCUCAGCGAGUGGAGGGUGGGCCUGGGCUGGAUGUCUGCGCCUCAGUACCGGGCUCUCUGCAGAUGCAGUACCAGCAGAGCAUGCAGCUGGAGGAGCGAGCAGAGCAGAUCCGCUCCCAGUCGCACCUCAUCCAGGUGGAGCGGGAGAAGAUGCAGAUGGAGCUGAGCCACAAGCGGGCCCGUGUGGAGCUGGAGCGCGCAGCCACCACCAGUGCCCGGAACUACGAGCGCGAGGCUGACCGAAACCAGGAACUACUGACGCGCAUCCGGCAGCUGCAAGAGCGUGAGGCUGAGGCGGCGGAGAAGAUGAAGGAGCAGCUGGAGCGCAACCGGUCGUGCCGGCAGAGCUUGGAUGCCGCCAACAAGAAACUGCGGGAGAAGGAGGACGGCCUGGCCGAGGCCAACGAGACCAUCAGCAUGUUGAAGGGCAGGAUCUCAGAGCUACAGUGGAGCACGAUGAACCAGGAGAUGCAGGUGAAGGGCCUGGAGUCCGAGAAGCAGGAACUGAGGGAGCAGCUGGAUGCGCAGCACAGAAAAUGGCAGGAAGCAAAUCAGAAGAUUCAAGAACUGCAGGCCAGCCAGGAAGUGAGAGUGGAGCAUGAGCAGAAGAUCAAGGACUUGGAACAGAAGCUGUGCCUGCAGGAGCAGGAUGCUGCCGUCGUGAAGAACAUGAAGUCGGAGCUGGUGCGGCUCCCCAAGGUGGAGCGGGAGCUGAGGCAGCUGCGGGAGGAGAAUGCUCGCCUACGGGAGAUUAGAGAGACCCACGGGCUGCUCCAGGAGGAGCUGGAAGGGCUGCAGAGGCGGCUGGGGAGGCAGGAGAAGCUGCAGGAGGAGCUGGUCAGCCUAGAGCUGGAGAAGGAGAGGCUGCUGGGGAAGCUGCAGAGCUGGGAGAGGCUGGACCAGACCACAGGCUUGCACAUCAGGACCCCAGACGACCUUUCCAGAUUUGUUGUGGAACUACAGCAGAGAGAGCUUGCCCUGAAGGAGAAGAACAGCUCCAUCACCAGCAGCGCCCGUGAGCUGGAGAAGGCACGGCAGCAGCUUCAGGACGAGGUCCGCCAGGUGGGCAGCCAGCUGCUGGAGGAGCGCAAGCGGCGUGAGACAAGCGAGGCCCAGGCUCGGAGGCUGCAGAAGCGUGUGCUACUGCUGACCAAGGAGCGAGAUGGCAUGCGGGCCAUCCUGGGUUCCUACGACAGCGAGCUGACACCAGCUGAGUACUCACCGCAGCUGACGCGCCGCAUCCGCGAGGCUGAGGACAUGGUGCAGAAGGUGCAUGCCCACAGCUCCGAGGUUGAGGCUCAGCUGUCACAGGCCCUGGAGGAUCUGGGAGACCAGAAGCAGAGAGCGGACAUGCUGGAAAUGGAGCUGAAGCUUCUGAAGUCUCAGGCAGAUCCUACUGACCAGAGCUUCUUGUUCUCCAAGGAGGAGGUGGACACGCUCAGAUUAAAGAUCGAGGAGCUGGAGGGGGAGCGGAGUCGUCUGGAGAAAGAGAAGAAGACGCUCGAGAUGCAGCUGGAGAAGCUCACCCUGCAGGGCGACUACAACCAGAGCCGGACCAAGGUGCUGCACCUGCGCAUGAACCCAGCCAGUGCGGCCCGGCAGCGGCUCCGUGAGGACCAGGUGCAGCUGCAGGGGGAGUGUGAGCGACUGCGUGAGCUGGUGCACGCCCUGGAGCAGGGCAGCGCUGUCCCUGCCGACCUCGAAGGCACUGCGGGGCUGCCAUCUGCCAAGGAGGUGACAGAGCUGAAGAAACAGGUGGAAAGCGCCGAGCUGAAAAACCAGAGGCUGAAGGAGGUUUUCCAGACCAAGAUCCAGGAGUUCCGGAAAGUCUGCUACACACUCACGGGCUACCAGAUCGACAUCACCACCGAGAACCAGUACCGGCUGACGUCCAUGUACGCUGAGCACAAAGCUGACUGCCUGCUCUUCAAGGCCACAGGACCCUCAGGGGCCAAGAUGCAGCUGUUGGAGACGGAGUUCUCCCGCACAGUUGGCGAACUCAUCGAGCUGCAUCUGCUGCGCCAGGACAGCAUCCCGGCCUUUCUCAGCUCACUCACCCUCGACCUCUUCAGCCGCCAGACCAUGGCCUAGCAGCAGCUAUGGGCUCCCACAGGACUGCUCAGCCCCCGGCCUUGGGAGGGGUAUUGGCAGCCAGAGAGGCCUGCCCGGCCUGUCCCUGUGCUCCCAGCCCCAGU
This is a messenger RNA of Trichechus manatus latirostris (Florida manatee), 2295 nucleotides long. RefSeq names its product mitotic arrest deficient 1 like 1 (gene MAD1L1). The record is from RefSeq and is a predicted model, not a curated record. The coding region runs from base 38 to 2191 and encodes 717 amino acids. The transcript is spliced from 18 exons. Lineage: Eukaryota; Metazoa; Chordata; Mammalia; Sirenia; Trichechidae. Gene Ontology annotation, biological process: mitotic spindle assembly checkpoint signaling; attachment of mitotic spindle microtubules to kinetochore. Gene Ontology annotation, cellular component: mitotic spindle; kinetochore; nuclear envelope.